Molecule: messenger RNA, 675 nt
Organism: Alternaria atra
Lineage: Eukaryota; Fungi; Ascomycota; Dothideomycetes; Pleosporales; Pleosporaceae
Exons: 1
Coding region: 1-675 (224 amino acids)
Source: RefSeq, a predicted model, not a curated record
AUGACAGCAACAGUUCCAGCACGUUCACAUAGCUUCGAUCGUCAGCACCGCCUUUUGCAGCUCGACUGCAGCUCCGACCUGCGACACUAUUCGCGCAACCUCGGUCCAGGCGUCCAGGAGCGCAUCUUUCAAACAACGAGCGACGCACUGAGGAAACAACUGGACGAGCAUCGCGAUUUCCUACUUCAGCAUCAACAGCAACAACCGCGUUUGGCCCCUGCCUCCGUCGUCAGCGGCUCUACGCCCGCAACUCCUCACGCAUACCCGCAACCUCAUCCCUAUCCACAAGUUUCGCAGCCUCCGCUACAGGUGGCCACCGCACCCCAGCUGGUCCAUCGCCGCCCCGAACCUACUAUCGUCCCCGGCGACAUCAGCACAUAUCCGCUCGCCCUACGCGAUGCUCUGUAUUCGCAGAAAUUGAUUCCACGAGCGCACGAUGGCAGAACAGUAUACCAUGUUGUGGCCAGCAGCAAAAACCGUGAUAUGGGCGAGGACACAAAGGUUGUAGGGACUUGUGGAACCAUGCUGGCAGCAAACGAGCUCGCGGCGCGGUACUUUGUUGAACAUUGUAUGGGCGAUGUCGCUGAAGCGAAGUUUACACAGCUGGCGAGCGGCGCAUUGCACUGCGGUGCUGGGCCUCACAAUGUGUAUGUGCAAGAGGGCAGGAUGGAAUGA